AUGGUGGCAGAGCACCCAGGUGGUGAAGAGGUCCUCAGGGAGCAAGCUGGGGGAGAUGCUACUGAGAACUUUGAAGAUGUUGGCCAUUCCACAGAUGCAAGGACACUGUCAGAAACCUUUAUUAUUGGGGAACUUCAUCCGGAUGAUAGAGGGAAGCUUCAGAAACCAACAGAAACUCUUAUAACCACUGCUCAGUCUAAUUCCAGUUCGUGGUCCAACUGGGUGAUCCCAGCGAUAGCAGCAAUUAUUGUGGCCCUGAUGUAUCGUUCCUACAUGUCAGAGUAAGCGCCUUACUGAGAACUAAUGCAAGAAGAGCCUGAUCUGGGAGAAAAUACAAGCAAUCCUAACUCAAUAUCAUCCUGGACAAAAGCCUGAUGUCUGAAGAAAAAUUCAACUUUUUCAGAAAACUGAACAAUUCUUUUCUGCUGUGCACUUUUCUUAAUGUUGCCUUCUCGUUUGCUGUUCUGAAAUGAUAUAAAGGCAGCAUUUCUUUGUAUAACAAUUUUAUUCUCGAAUUAUUUGAUAACUGUAUUGGUUUCUGUGUUUAGAAUAUUGUUUUGUAUGUAACAUUCUGAUUCUGGUUAUUUCUCCUUAAUCAUGGGGUCUGUAGGACUCUCUUGACAUACAAAUUUUACAGCUUUAAAUGACUACCAAAACUGUGUACAUGUAUUUGUCCAUGUACACAACUUAACUUAAAAGUCAUGUUUUCUUAAAUGUAGUAUGCUUGAAUGAAAUGCUAAUUAAAUGUAAUGGAAAAAGCUGAGUCGAGUAGUGGGCAUAGGUGUCUGUAAGUGGUUGGGCUAUACCAAUCAGGUUAUAAUGAGGUGAUUAUAUUUUUUUUUUCUUUCCUCUUGACAUCUGCUCUUAUAGUUGUAGAUAUUCCUACUAGCAAACUGUUCUGUUUGGCUCCCAUUGAAAAAUUCAGAUGAAGUAAGAAACCCAAUGUUUGGCCCAAUUAAUGUCUGUCUCACUUUUGUGAAAAGUAGCUCUUUUUUGCAAAAAAAGGCAGAAAAAAGUAGCUGUUACUACAUAAUACUGUUCCUGCCAAGCACUCAGGUGACUCUAGAAUUUAUUCUGGAACUUUUAGCCUUUUAUAAAAUUUUCAACUUUGUCAUAUACAUUGUGAGGAAAAAACCUGAUACAUGGAAUCUGUUUCUGACUGUUCUGUCAUGUACUCCUUGGUGCUUUACUAUGAAGAGACGAGUAUUUUCACUGCUAAAUACAAGAUAACUGAAAGUUUGCUUUUUGUGGUGAAUAUUUUCAGUCAUACGUAAAUGAUUAUGAAUAAAAGUUUAAUUGCUUAUUCUCACG
Messenger RNA from Athene cunicularia (burrowing owl), 1311 nucleotides. Its product is annotated as cytochrome b5. Gene Ontology annotation, molecular function: heme binding. Gene Ontology annotation, cellular component: intracellular membrane-bounded organelle; mitochondrial outer membrane. The transcript is spliced from 5 exons. NCBI's taxonomy places the organism in Eukaryota, Metazoa, Chordata, Aves, Strigiformes, Strigidae. The record is from RefSeq and is a predicted model, not a curated record. Bases 1 to 285 code for a protein of 94 amino acids.